AUGUCAACUGAAGCUACCACUACUACCAGUGCUGCUUGUGCCCAUGCCUGUUCCUUUACUAGGGAAAAAUUAGAACAAGUUUUAAAGAGAAGAUUCUUUUAUGCCCCUGCUUUUGAAAUCUACGGUGGUGUUGCCGGUUUAUUCGAUUUCGGUCCUCCAGGUUGUGCUUUCCAAAACAACAUUGUUGAUGCUUGGAGAAAACAUUUCAUCUUAGAAGAAGACAUGUUGGAAGUUGAAGCUACCAUGUUGACUCCUCAUGAUGUUUUAAAAACUUCUGGUCACGUUGACAGAUUCUCUGAUUGGAUGUGUAGAGAUUUAAAAACUGGUGAAAUCUUUAGAGCUGAUCAUUUAGUUGAAGAAGUUUUAGAAUCAAGAUUAAAAGGUGACAAAGCCGCCAGAGGUAUUGAACAUAAAGAAGAAGAAAGUGAUGAAAAGAAAAAGAGAAAGAAGAAAGUUAAGGAAAUUGUCCUUGUCAAAUUAGAUGAUGACGUUGUUGAAGAAUAUGAAAGCAUCUUAGCCAAAAUUGAUGGUUAUAGUGGUCCAGAAUUGGGAGAAAUCAUCGAAAAACACAACAUCGUCAACCCAGUCGGUGGUACUAAAUUAGAACCACCAGUUCCAUUCAACUUGAUGUUUGAUACUGCAAUUGGUGCUUCAGGUAACUUGAAAGGUUUCUUAAGACCUGAAACUGCUCAAGGUCAAUUCUUGAACUUUAACAAAUUAUUAGAUUUCAAUAAUGGUCGUAUGCCAUUCGCUUCUGCUUCUAUUGGUAAAUCUUUCAGAAAUGAAAUUGCCCCAAGAGCAGGUUUAUUAAGAGUUCGUGAAUUCUUAAUGGCUGAAAUUGAACAUUAUGUUGAUCCACUUGAUAAAUCUCAUCCAAAAUUCAAAGAUGUUAAACAUAUCAAAUUAAACUUCUUACCAAAGGAUAUCCAAGAAGCAGGUCAUGCUCACGUUAUUGAAUCCACAAUUGGUGAAGCUGUUGCUUCCGGUAUGGUUGACAAUGAAACUUUGGGUUAUUUCCUUGCUAGAGUUUUCUUAUUCUUAACCAAAGUUGGUGUCAACCCAAACAGAAUGAGAUUUAGACAACACAUGUCUAAUGAAAUGGCCCAUUAUGCUUCUGAUUGUUGGGAUGCAGAAUUAGAAACCUCAUAUGGUUGGAUUGAAUGUGUUGGUUGUGCUGAUAGAUCUGCUUAUGAUUUAACUGUCCACUCUCAAAGAACUAACCAAAAAUUAAAUGUUCAACAAACUUUAGAUGAACCAAUCACUACCGAAGACUUUGAAGCUACUCUUGCUAUGAAGAAAUUCGGUCCAAGAUUUAGAAAGGAUGCUGGUAAAGUUCAAAAUUUCUUACUUACCAGAACUCAAUGUGAAUAUGAAGAUUUAGCCAAAGAAUUAAAUGACACUGGUAAGAUUGUCAUUCAAGUCCCAGAAAUUCAAGAUAAGAUUGAAUUAGACUCUGAAUAUAUCAAGAUUGAAAGAGUCAAGAGAACCACACACGUUAGAGAAUAUACCCCUAAUGUCAUUGAACCAUCAUUCGGUAUUGGUCGUAUUGUCUACUCUAUUCUCGAACAUCAAUUCUGGACUAGAGAAGGUGACGAAGACAGAGGUGUCCUCUCUCUUCCACCAAUUGUGGCCCCAACUAAGGUCUUAUUAGUUCCGUUAUCAAACAAUCCCGAACUUCAACCAAUUGUCAAGAAUGUGUCUGAUUUCUUAAGAAAACAACAAAUUCCAUUCAAGGUUGAUGAUUCCUCUGCUUCUAUUGGUAAGAGAUAUGCUAGAAAUGAUGAAUUGGGUACUCCAUUCGGUAUUACUAUCGAUUUCGACUCUCUUAAGGAUCAUUCCGUUACUUUGAGAGAUAGAGAUAGUACCAAACAAGUUAGAGGUACUUAUGAAGAUAUCGUGGCUGCUAUUAGAGAAAUCACUUAUUUCCAUGGUAAUUGGGAGGAAGCUACUGCUAAGCUUACUCCUUUUGAAAGUCAAAGUGAAGACGCUUAA
Messenger RNA from Hemisphaericaspora subhashii, 1992 nucleotides. RefSeq names its product glycine--tRNA ligase (gene GRS1). Gene Ontology annotation, cellular component: cytoplasm; mitochondrion. Gene Ontology annotation, biological process: mitochondrial glycyl-tRNA aminoacylation. Lineage: Eukaryota; Fungi; Ascomycota; Pichiomycetes; Serinales; Debaryomycetaceae. The record is from RefSeq and is a predicted model, not a curated record. The transcript has a single exon. Gene Ontology annotation, molecular function: glycine-tRNA ligase activity; ATP binding. The coding region runs from base 1 to 1992 and encodes 663 amino acids.